This is a messenger RNA of Polychytrium aggregatum, 1929 nucleotides long. Its product is annotated as Sec1-like protein. Lineage: Eukaryota; Fungi; Chytridiomycota; Chytridiomycetes; Polychytriales. Gene Ontology annotation, biological process: intracellular protein transport; vesicle-mediated transport. The transcript is spliced from 9 exons. The record is from RefSeq and is a predicted model, not a curated record. Bases 178 to 1815 code for a protein of 545 amino acids. Gene Ontology annotation, cellular component: Golgi membrane.
CUCACCGAGAGAGGCAACCCUGGCCAGAUCCAUUCCAAUUGUCUCCGAGCCCAAAACCCAUCACGGGCGCGGAGUCGACUUUCAUCGUGUAUCUGCAAGGCCUCCUGAUACGGCCACAUCAACGACAGCCCAGUCCCUCCGCUUCGCCAAGCUGCAUACGCAAGAGCCGCAAGCGCCAUGGAUGUCAUCAAGUCCGUUCAGGGCUAUCUGAACAAGAUGAUCCAGGAUGUGUCGGGUAUGAAGGUUCUUUUGCUCGACGGCGAAACGACACCGAUCAUAUCGAUGGUCGUGACGCAGUCCCAGCUCCUGGCUCGUGAAAUCUUUCUGAUCGAUCGGGUGGACAACCGCCAAAAGGAAAAGAUGAAGCAUCUCAAAUGCAUCACCUUCGUCCGCCCCACACCCGAGUCGAUCCAGGCUCUUGUCGAGGAGCUGAGAGACCCAUGCUACGGAGAGUACUAUCUGUACUUUAGCAACUCUCUCAAAAAAUCGGCCAUCGAGCGUCUGGCCGAAGUCGAUGAGUACGAAGUCGUCCGGGAGGUGCAGGAAUACUAUGCCGAUUUCCUGGCCGUCAAUCCGGACCUCUUUUCCCUUGGAUUGGCACCUCCUGCCUACUCGCUCUACUUUGAAAACGGCACAUCCUGGGAGACAAAGACCUUCCAACGCUCCACCGAGGGCCUCGUGGCCAUCUUGCUGGCGCUCAAGAAGAAGCCCUUGAUUCGAUAUGCCAAGUCGUCGGUGCUGGCCAAGAAACUUGCGACCGAGGUCAUGUACCAAAUCCAACAAGAAGGUCCCCUGUUCGACUUUCGUCGACCCGACACCGCCCCGAUUCUCCUGAUCCUUGAUCGCCGCCAGGAUCCUGUGACCCCCCUCCUCAGCCAGUGGACCUAUCAAGCGCUCGUCCACGAGCUGCUGGGCAUCACGAAUGGCAGAGUCAGUCUGGGUGAUUCUCCGGAUCGCCGCCCAGAGAUGAAGGAAAUCGUCUUGAACAUCGAGCAGGACCCGUUCUACAAAAAAUGCGUCUUCAUGAACAUGGGCGAUCUCGGCGGCCAGAUCAAAGAGUAUGUGGACGAGUACCAGAACAAGCACAAGUCCAGCAUGAAUGUCGAGAGCAUCGCCGACAUGAAGCGCUUUAUCGAUGAAUAUCCAGAGUUCAAAAAGCUCUCUGGAAACGUCACCAAGCACGUCUCGCUUGUGAGCGAGCUGAGUCGUCUGAUCGAGCGCAACAGUUUACUGGAAGUGAGCGAGCUGGAGCAAAGCCUUGCCGUCCAGGAAAACCACUCGCAGGAUGUCAAGACCCUGCAGAAGCUGAUUGAGCGACCCAACGUCCCUGUGGAGCUCAAGGUUCGGCUGGUGAUGCUCUAUGCUCUGAGAUACGAGAAGGCUGCGAACAGCAUGUCUGGGCUUUUGGUCGAGAUGCUCAAGAAGCAGGGUGCCAGCGAGGACCAGGUUCUGGUGGCCUCGUCCAUCAUUCAGUACGCUGGAUCGGAUCAGCGCCAGGAUGACAUCUUUUCAAACACCGACGUCUUUGCGAGAACGAAGCAAGUUUUCAAAGGACUGAAGGGCAUCGAGAACGUCUAUACGCAGCACACUCCCUACCUGGUCGAGACCAUCGAAUCGGUCAUCAAGGGCAAGACGAAAGAGGGCGCCUAUCCGUUUGUCGAUGGCGGAACGAGAGACAAGCCGCAGGAUAUCAUCGUGUUCAUUGUUGGCGGUGCCACCUAUGCUGAAGCACGAGAAGUCAGCAAGAUCAAUGCGAGCAACCCGGGCAUCCGCAUUGUUCUGGGAGGCACAACUAUCCACAACUCGUCCAGGUAGGUUCGGGUUGAAUAUGACUGAUGCACACGUGGAUUCCACAGCGGCGAAACAAAGAAGCGAGGAAAGGGAGGAGCCGAUGAGCGUAUCUCCAACCAAAGAUGCUCAUGUUUCGGU